Messenger RNA from Bradysia coprophila, 9239 nucleotides. RefSeq names its product kinesin family member unc-104 (gene unc-104). Gene Ontology annotation, biological process: microtubule-based movement. Gene Ontology annotation, molecular function: ATP binding; microtubule motor activity; microtubule binding. NCBI's taxonomy places the organism in Eukaryota, Metazoa, Arthropoda, Insecta, Diptera, Sciaridae. The record is from RefSeq and is a predicted model, not a curated record.
CAAGGAUAGAGUUGGAUCGGUGCAAAAGAAAAACCAUAUUUUCCAUCGAGCUGAAGUUAUAGUUCAAUUAAUAAAAUCGAAAUUAAGUUAACUGAAGUGUACAGUGCAAUGAAUUCUGAAAUUGACGCGGAUUUGUGUUGUUGUCGUGGAAAUAAUUGAAAAUAGAAAUUGUUUCAGAAAAAAGGACAAUUUCGUGUAGCAGAUUGAUUCGAUUUGGAUUGUGUUUCUUAUUGUUCACUUUGCUGUAAAUUGUUAGGAUUACCUUUAUUCGCAGAUAUACUGAGUGAUCACAUAGUGAUUCACAAUCAUGUCGUCUGUUAAGGUGGCGGUACGUGUGCGUCCAUUUAACUCUCGUGAAAUUGGACGAGAGUCAAAAUGCAUCAUCGAAAUGAGUGGAGCUACCACCGCCAUUACAAAUCCAAAAGUUCCUCCUGGAACGGCUGACUCAAUUAAACGAUUUAACUUUGACUACUCUUACUGGUCACAUGAUCCAAAAGACUUGGAAUUUUCCACCCAAGGAAUGGUUUAUCGGGACAUUGGUGAAGAAAUGUUGCAACAUUCGUUCGAUGGAUAUAACGUUUGCAUAUUCGCUUAUGGACAAACUGGUGCAGGAAAGUCAUACACAAUGAUGGGUAGACAAGAGAUCGAAGGACAAGAAGGAAUUAUUCCGAUGCUAUGUAAAGAUUUGUUUAGACGAAUACAGGACGACGCUUCGAAUGAUUUGAAAUUUAAUGUCGAAGUUUCGUACAUGGAAAUUUACUGCGAACGCGUUCGAGAUCUAUUAAAUCCCAAAAAUAAAGGCAAUCUAAAAGUUCGAGAGCAUCCAUUACUCGGACCGUAUGUGGAGGACUUAUCGAAAUUGGCGGUGACAUCUUAUGAAGACAUUCACGAUUUGAUAGACGAAGGCAAUAAAGCUAGAACAGUAGCAGCGACAAAUAUGAACGAGACCAGUUCUCGUUCGCAUGCAGUAUUCACAAUAUUUUUUACACAACAAAGACACGACCAAAUGACCGAUCUGGUCACCGAAAAGGUCUCGAAAAUUAGCUUGGUUGAUUUGGCUGGAUCGGAAAGAGCUGAUUCAACUGGUGCAAAGGGAACGCGUUUGAAGGAAGGUGCAAACAUUAACAAAAGUCUGACAACGUUGGGUAAAGUCAUAUCGGCACUAGCAGAAGUUUCUGCAUCGAGGAAUAAAAAAUCGAAAAAAGCUGACUUUAUACCAUAUCGAGAUUCUGUCUUAACAUGGCUACUUCGCGAAAAUCUUGGUGGCAAUUCCAAGACUGCCAUGAUUGCUGCAAUAUCACCAGCUGAUAUAAACUAUGACGAAACAUUAAGCACGCUAAGAUACGCUGAUCGUGCUAAACAAAUUGUUUGCAAAGCUGUGGUCAACGAAGACGCAAACGCUAAACUCAUUCGUGAACUCAAAGAAGAAAUACAAAAACUCCGAGAACUGCUCAAAGCUGAAGGAAUCGAGGUUCAAGAAGGACCGGAUGGUAAAGUGGUUUGUGAAAAGCGGGAUCCGAAUAAAGACGAUAGUCAAAAGACCGACUGCAUCAUCAAGGAUAAUGUCAUUUCGCCCAGCAAAGGACGAACCAGAAACGGUUCCAGCACUGACAUGGCUGUUGAUCAGCUGCAAGCCAGUGAAAAACUGAUUGCCGAGCUAAAUGAAACGUGGGAGGAUAAGCUUAAACGUACCGAACAAAUUCGAUUGCAACGCGAAGCAGUUUUUGCUGAAAUGGGUGUUGCUGUCAAAGAAGAUGGUAUCACGGUUGGCGUAUUUUCGCCGAAGAAAACACCACAUCUUGUGAACUUGAACGAAGAUCCGAAUUUAUCCGAGUGUUUACUGUACUACAUAAAGGACGGCAUCACGCGAUUGGGAACGUCCGAAUCGAAUCUGCCGCAAGACAUUCAACUGUCCGGAUCGUACAUUCUCAAAGAGCAUUGUACGUUUGAGAAUCGAAACGGUGUCGUUACAUUGAUACCGCACAAGGAUGCGCUGGUUUAUUUGAAUGGCAGGCAAUUGGUCGAUCCCGAAGUUCUGACAACUGGAUCGCGUGUUAUUUUGGGCAAGAAUCAUGUUUUUCGAUUCACUCAUCCGGAACAAGCCCGCGAGAUUCGCGAAAAAGUCAAUGAAAUACCGGAAGCCGGAGGUGAAACGGCUGAUUGGAAUUUUGCACAUUGUGAACUUUUGGAGAAACAGGGCAUCGAUUUGAAAGCAGAAAUGAAAAAACGAUUGGUCGCAUUGGAGGAACAAUUUAAACGUGAGAAAAUGCAGGCGGAUCAAGAGUUCGAAGAGCAGAGAAAGUCGUAUGAGGCACGAAUCGACGCCUUACAGAAACAAGUGGAAGAGCAAUCGAUGACCAUGUCAAUGUACAGCAGCUACAGCCCAGAAGAUUUUCAUCCCGAAGAAGAUAUUUUCGUCAAUCCACUGUUCGAAUCGUGUUGGACAGCUCGUGAAGCCGGUCUUGCUGCUUGGGCAUUCCGCAAAUGGCGUUACCAUCAAUUCACAUCACUCAGAGAUGACUUGUGGGGCAAUGCAAUAUUCCUGAAGGAGGCAAAUGCAAUAUCCGUCGAAUUGAAGAAAAAAGUUCAAUUCCAAUUCACUCUGCUAACUGACACUCUCUAUUCACCGCUACCACCGGAACUGGCACCAGCAGCGCUAACACCUGUUCCGAGUGACGAAGAAUUUAGUACGCCACCGGUUCCGAAGACGAUUGUUGCCGUCGAAGUUACUGAUACCAAGAAUGGGGCAACGCAUUAUUGGACUUUGGAUAAAUUGAAUUACCGGCUAGAACUAAUGCGACACAUUUACAACGCUGAAAGUCCACCGUCAAUAGUGGAUGGUGCGUCGCAAUUGGAGUCUGGAAAUCAAGAAUUAUCCGCAACUAGUGCUGCUGGUGGCAAUAAUAAUAAUAAUCAGCUAUUGCAAUGCAUAACCGACUGUGCCAAUGCGUCAAGAUUAUCUCUGAUAAAUCUUUUACCUUCUAGACAACGCUUAGAGCUGAUGCGAGAAAUGUACCAUAACGAAGCCGAACUAUCACCAACAUCACCAGACUACAACGUUGAAAGUUUAACCGGUGGGGAUCCAUUCUACGAUCGGUUUCCGUGGUUCCGCAUGGUCGGACGUUCGUUCAUUUAUUUGAGCAAUUUGUUGUAUCCUGUUCCACUGGUGCACAAAGUAGCUAUCGUCAAUGAACGAGGUGACGUUCGAGGCUACUUACGGAUUGCUGUGCAACCUGUUAUGGAUGAGGAAAGCAUUGACUUUAACAACGGUGUGAAGCAAUCUGCAAAAAUUGUUUUUGGCGAAGAAAUGCCCAAACCCAAAACCAGAUCUUUGGCUAAUGAAAAAGACGAACGUUACAUUGAAGGAGGUGAAUGCAAAAUUGAAGGUAGAAAAUUGGAAUUGGAAGAUGCUGAUUCUGGACGUGGCGACUCGAGUGUAUCGUCUGAACUUCAAGAAGCUGUUGAAGAUGAUAAUGAACACUUGCAAAUUGGAAAGGAAUUCACGUUCCGUGUUACUGUACUUCAGGCCACUGGCAUUGCAGCAGAAUAUGCGGAUAUUUUCUGUCAAUUCAAUUUCUUGCAUCGUCACGAAGAGGCAUUCUCAACAGAGCCGGUGAAAAAUUCUGGUUCCGGUGCUCCACUUGGAUUCUAUCACGUUCAAAAUAUAACGGUUCCGAUAACGAAAUCAUUCAUUGACUACCUAAAAACCAAACCGAUCAUGUUCAAAAUCUUCGGCCAUUAUCAACAUCAUCCACUGCACAAAGAUGCAAAACAAGAAUUCCAGGCACGACCACCUCCACGACGAAUGUUACCGCCCAGCAUUCCCAUCAGUCAACCAGUUCGCAGUCCCAAAUUUGGCCCAUUACCAUGCCCACCAUCAUCAACAGUACUAGCAAAACAUGACGUUCUUGUGUGGUUCGAAAUCUGUGAACUUGCACCGAACGGUGAAUAUGUUCCAUCUGUGGUCGAGCACAGUGACGAUCUUCCAUGCCGUGGACUAUUUCUAUUGCAUCAAGGCAUUCAGCGUCGUAUUCGCAUCACCAUCGUACAUGAACCGACACCGGAAGUGAAAUGGAAGGACAUUCGAGAAUUGGUUGUUGGACGCAUUCGUAAUACACCCGAACCGGCCGAUGAAUUUGAUGAUGAUUCGUGUGUAUUGUCGCUUGGUCUGUUUCCUGGUGAAGUUAUGGAAGUGCCUGGAGAUGAUAGGUCAUUUUUCCGAUUUGAAGCAGCCUGGGACAGUAGCUUGCAUAAUUCAAGUUUACUCAAUAGAGUUACACAAACCGGGGAAACUAUUUACAUUACAUUAAGCGCUUACUUAGAGUUGGAAAAUUGUGCUCGGCCUGCUAUUGUCACCAAAGAUCUGAGUAUGGUCAUUUAUGGACGCGACGCUCGAACAGGACCAAGAUCAUUGAAACAUCUGUUUUCGGGACAAUAUCGCAAUCCGGAAGCCAAUCGAUUGUCGGGCGUUUAUGAACUCUCAUUGAGGAGGGCAUCUGAAGCAGGUAGUCCAGGAGUCCAAAGACGUCAACGCCGAGUAUUAGACACAAGUUCCACAUAUGUUCGAGGUGAAGAAAACCUUCAUGGUUGGAGACCAAGAGGAGACUCACUGAUUUUCGACCAUCAAUGGGAACUUGAAAAAUUGACACGUUUGGAAGAGGUUGGUCGAGUGCGUCACUUACUUCAAUUGCGCGAACGACUCGGCAUGGACACAAAUCCAAAUCCAACCACAAAAACAGAGAAAGAUGUUUGCAAUUUAGCUGCACGAGCAUCGUCGUCACCCGUACAUUUAGUUAUUCCGCCGUCACCACAAACACCCGUCAAAGACCAUCAACCAAUUGUACCCGACCGAGACUACACACAAAAAGAACAGGAAUUGAUGCUGAAAUGCGUGAAUUUGAUACAAGGACGCAUUGGUUGUGGCAAACAGGAUUGCGUUGAAUCAUCAAACAACACAUUGCAAGUGGAUGCAUCGCCCGGUGAUGAAGGAUGCGCUGAUAUGAACAUGAGUUAUUUGUCUGGAAAUUCGAUAGAAUUAUGCUCGCCGGAUCGUGUAGAUAUGCCAAACGGCUGGGAAGCGCCAGCACCGGCUCUGCAACCAACAUUACCGUUACGACUGUAUGUACCGGAAUUGGAAGAAAUUCGAGUCAGUCCGGUUGUUGCUAGAAAGGGAUAUUUGAACGUAUUGGAACAUGGCGGUUCCGGAUGGAAAAAGCGAUGGGUGACGGUUCGUCGUCCUUAUGUCUUCAUCUAUCGAUCCGAAAAAGAUCCUGUUGAACGGGCAGUAUUGAAUUUGGGCACAGCACAAGUGGAAUGCAGUGAAGAUCAGGCAGCUAUGGUCAAGAUUCCAAACACAUUCAGUUUUGGAUUUUGUAGUGUUGUGACCAAACAUCGUGGCUAUUUGCUACAAACAUUGGGUGAUAAAGAAGUGCACGACUGGCUGUAUGCCAUCAAUCCAUUAUUGGCUGGACAAAUUCGGUCACGAUUGGCCCGGAAAAACUUAGACUCCGCACAACAACAACAGCAACAACUUCAACAAGCACAGACAGCACUGUGCGACAACAAAUGAGAUACAAUCACAAUGGAAUCUGUGUUAGUGUAUUAACGACUCGAAAGGAUUUAAAAAAAAUGAGUUUUUGAUUUGUACAUAAAAUUUAUUUUUCGAAAGAUUUUUGUUUUUGUACGAUUUGUUGAUUAUUUUUAUUGUUUGUUUUUAAAUUAAUGAAUUAUUGUUAUUUUUUUGUUGACAAAGAAUUAUUGUAUUUUAAAUGCAGGUACUUUCGAAAUUACCCCUUGUUCUGUCCAUCGAUUUUAUGCUCAAAAAAUAAAUUCAUCCGAUUAAAAAGAGAACCAGUUUUUUAUACCAAAAAUACUCAUGAUAAUAAUGAUUUUUGUUUGCACUGAGUCUGGAUUAAGUAUACACUAAAACAUAUUCCAUUCGUGAUAUAAAUGAAGAAAAUUGAAAUAAAAUGAAAAUUGAAAUAAAAGUUAAAAGUAAAAAAGUGAAUUUAUAACGAAAUUCGUACAGAUAAACUGACUGGGUAAAUAAGAACUACAAUAACUAAAUAAAAUAAAUAAAUAAAGAAACGGGAAACCGUCAGAGGGAUAUUUGCAAUGAUGUUUAUAGAGAAAUGGUAGACAAUUUUUCAUAUAGAAAAAAUUAACCGGAAAUAAUGAUUGAAUGAAGAAAGGCAACUACGAAGAAGUAUAACAUUUAAAAUUUAAAAGAAUUAUAUUUAAUCAUUGUAAAUGCUGUCAUAGAUUGAUCUCAACUGAAGUUAAUAAAACAUAAAAUAUUAUAAUAAACCAGUAUGUUCAACCAGAUAAACCAAAUAAAUUAAACAAAACAAGAAAAACAAAAACUUUAUUCAAUUAAGUAUAGAGACAAGUCCGAUUGACAACCCAAGCAUAUAAAAAAGGAACCCAACCAAAUGGAAGAAAUUAAAUAUCUAGCGAAAUAUUUAUGAAUUCUAUAUUUAGAUAUUUAAACAGAGAAAGAACAAAAAAUCCAAAAAUUACAAAAUGGCAAAAUAUUUAUGAUCAAAGUGUAUUCAAAAUGAAACAACAACCAAAAACAAAAAUGGGAAUAAAGACAAAAUAUUCCCGGUAAACCAUCUGUCUAAAAUAUUACUAUGAUUAUGAAUUAUAUAUCUACAUUAAUUUAAACAACCUAAUGGUAAGCGCAUAAAUGCAACAAAAUAAUGUAGAGAAACAUACCACACAGCAACACAGAUUUUAUAAAACAAAAUAAUUUCAUAAAAUUUAUAUUUUGUAGAUGCUUUUUUAUUCGAUCUUUUAACUGUGCAAUGGAUCAUCAUUACCAGGGUCUAUUAUUGGCAAAUUUGUUUACCGAUUUUACUGAAGUUUACCAAAAUUUACCGAAGUUUACCGAAAAUCUACCGAAUUUAUCGAAAAAUAAUCGGUAAAUUUUGAUAAGUUUCGGUAAAUAAAUUUACCAAUAAGAGGCUUUGAAUUACCAUAAUGUCUCUAAUGUUAUACUCUAGUGGUAUAUUGUAGUUUGUGUAGUUGCAUAGAAUAAUUUAACGUUGGCUGGUGUCGUCGUUCAAUUAUUGUCCUUGAAACUGUCACUGUUCCGACUAAAUUCAUUUUUCAGCCCAAAAAUUUCAUUGUCCAUUUAACUGAGACAAAUUUAACUAUAGCUAAGUCGUGCGCGAUGCUGAAUUUAAAUUCUGGAACUAUCCCUAAACCGUCGCACAUACACAAGGCCUUACUAAAAUACUAUCGCAAAAUGAAAACAAUCCAAAACGAGAUCCGACAUUCGCAACAUUUUGUUUGGAUUCCGUGUAACAACUUAACAACAUGGAUAUGUGUGUUUCGAAGAACUGAUAAAGAAACAAAAUUUGACACAACGAUUAUACCGCGAGAAAUUCUUUUCUAACGGUAAAUUGAAAGAGGUUAAGACUUAUACCACGACCACGAAAUGCCAAUUGUAAAACUUCUAUGCAACAUAAUACAGAUACUACUUCUUGUAAUAAUGGGGCUGUAGUUUUGGUCCAUAAAACACGUCACCUACAACGUGCCUGACGCACAUACUUCAAUUGAUGCCUUUGCAUAAUAUAGAUGCAUACCGAAUUCGAAACGCAUGCAAAGUCUGUGUGUUUCGUAGAUUUAUAUUUAGAUUCAUGAACCUUUAACAAACGGUAUCGCGAUAUUUACAAAUGAUUUAAAAAUCAGUCACAUCAUUUGUUUAAAUUAACGCCCAGGGUUCGAUGCAAAAUCUGUUACUUCAUUGGAUUUAACAUAACUUUUGGUUAUAUAGAAGAACGCCAGUCCGAUCUCGUUUCUAAAAGUUUAUGAUUGAUGAGACUCAUCAGAAAGAUUUUUUCUGUUGUUUUUUUCACAAAUUAUCAAAGACACGAAAGAUUUUUUUAAAACAAAUUGGAGAGUAGAUGGGGUUGUAAUUAGUGUAAAAUGUAUGUAGCACAGCACCAAGAUCUGUUAAAUUUCCAUCACAAGUUCGCCUUUUAAACUUUUAACAGGAGUGAGUCUAUCUACGUCACUGGGUGAUGUGAUUUAUGGACGACCCAUUAGUAUGACAAGUCGAAUAUUGAUUUUUCGUUACAUUUUGGUUUUGAAAAAUGGAGAUUAUAUUAGUAAGCACACGAUACAUCCAUGUAUUCAGUGGAUUUCUGCAAUUUAGUUAUUCAAUCUUUGAAUUAUCGGAUGUUACUUGUCGACGUCGUUGUCUUGUUAAAAACAGAAUUUUUCUUUUUGUGUAGAUAAAUUUUCAAUUUAAUUUUUCUAAUAAAAACUUAUGUAAAACUCCCCAAUGUGCUUGAUAUUUAAUGAGAAUUUAGAAAAAAAUAAAUAAAGAAAUGGCUUCGCGCUGCAUAUAUUAAAAUUCACUCACACCCAUUUUGAAGAGAAUGAGAAUUUACGAAUGGAAAAUGGUAUGAAUGACGAAACAUGUUGCAUCCUGUAAAUUUUUGCUAAAUAGAAAAAAGAAAAUUUAUUUUUUUAUUUAAAAAGAAAGAAAAGAACACGAAAAAAAAACUCAUUUUAAAAUUGCUCUCAUUUUCAUGCUGGCUUAUGUAUACGAAAUAAGUAGAGAAUGGAAUAAAAGGCCCGCGAAAACGUUGACGAAUAAUUGAUGGAUCUGAAGCGUUUCUCAUUCAUUUAUGCGAUUGACAUAAAUGUUAUAGACGAAACCGGAAAUGAUUUCAAUAGUAUGUGUCUGUCUGAAUAGUUCUUUUUCUGAACGUGCGAAUAAAAAACAGUUGCAUUCUGCUUGCUUAUGGAAACGAAUCCGUUUCAUUUGUUAGCUAACAUUGAAUUUACGUAAUUAGAAUUGUACGCUAGCGUCAUCCGAGAAUGUAUAGAAUACAAGAGAGAUUAGCUAAAAAUGAAAUUGUUUUUUAAAGUAAUUUUCUUCAUCACCGCCACUCGAGGCGUAUAUAUAUUUUCCGAGUACGCUCGAACAUGAUGGUGAUGAUGAAGAAGCUCUCGAUAAUAUCGAGUCGAUAUAAAUGAGCUAAAAGUAUUUAGUGAAAGUAUAACAAGGAAAUUGAAGUGCAAUGAAAAAUAAAACAACCGAAAAACUGGAAUAGGGUAAAUUAGAAAAUAUAUUUAUCAACAAACAAACAAAGAAAAAGAUGAUUGCAGUGGAAUGAACAACUGUGAUUAGAUAGAUAAAAGAAAAUAACGAGCAUUGCAUCCGGAUCAGCUUUAUACAAAUUUUUAGCAUUUCAUUUCGUUUUCUUUUUUGGAAACAGAAAAAA